Messenger RNA from Lineus longissimus, 3144 nucleotides. Its product is annotated as exosome complex exonuclease RRP44-like. Gene Ontology annotation, biological process: rRNA catabolic process. The transcript has 18 exons. Bases 108 to 2957 code for a protein of 949 amino acids. Lineage: Eukaryota; Metazoa; Nemertea; Pilidiophora; Heteronemertea; Lineidae. Gene Ontology annotation, cellular component: nuclear exosome (RNase complex); cytoplasmic exosome (RNase complex). Gene Ontology annotation, molecular function: endonuclease activity; RNA binding; 3'-5'-RNA exonuclease activity. The record is from RefSeq and is a predicted model, not a curated record.
UAUGCACCACAUGUCUUUUGCUUUUCACAUUUUUCCGUCUAAAUUUGUCUUAUUUUUAUGCGAAUCACGCAGUUUUUGCCCAAAUAAACUUUCUCAGAGUAUUCAGAAUGUUGCGUUCUAAGACAUUUGUGAAAAAAACAAGGAAAGGGGGCAUUCUGAAGAUAGUUAGAGAGCAUUAUCUGAGAGAUGAUAUUUGGUGUGGAUUGGAAAUAUGUGAAGGAUGCCAGCAAGAAAGAGAUAGACAAAUACUUGUUGCAAAGCCUGAAAACAUUAGCAGUGCUGUGAAAGAUUCUCACUACUUGUUGCCUGAUACCAAUGUUGUUCUUCAUCAGAUUGAUGUUUUAGAAGACGAGGCCUUCAAGAAUGUGAUUAUCCUUCAGACAGUGAUUGAAGAAGUUCGUCACAGAAGUGCUCCAAUUUAUAAAAGACUGAAAGACCUCAUUGAUAACACAGACAGGCAUUUUAGUGUAUUCGUCAAUGAAUUCCACAGGGAGACGUAUGUAGAAAGAGAGCCAAGAGAAUCCACCAAUGACCGCAAUGACCGAGCGAUACGACGAUGUGUGUCAUGGUACAAGGAACAUUUAUCAGCAAUUAGUUCUGAUGCUGCAACGGUAGUUUUACUGACAAACGAUGCAGACAACAAAGAAAAGGCCUGUAAAGAGGGCCUCAUUGCAUUUACAGUGCAUGAAUAUGUCAACAGCCUGGUCGGAUGCACAGACGUCAAGGAUCGCCUUGCUGCCUCUGAUGCUGGGAAAAAAAGCUUCGCCGACAAAGUUCUAUACCCUGAACAUUUGACCCUGAGUGCCAUCCAAAGGGGAAUAAAAUCAGGGAAAUAUUUCCAAGGAUCGUUCAUGGCGAGCCGGGAGAAUUAUCUGGAGGCUAAUGUCAGCGUUGCGGAGAAGGAUGAAAUGGUUUUCAUCCAAGGAUCACAGAAUCUGAAUCGUGCCGUACAGGAUGACAUUGUAGCGAUCGAGAUGCUGCCAGAAUCCGAAUGGAGUUGUCCCUCAUCCAUGAUGAUGGAGGACCGUAAUGAUGAUGAGCAGGAAGAUGUCACUGAUAAGGACAAAGAACUAAAAAAGAAGGCUCCAAAGGUCCCAAAAAUGAAGCUUCCCAGUGGCCGAAUUGUUGGGAUCAUUAAGAGGAAAUGGCGGCAGUACUGUGGGAUACUACAGCCUUCACCCAUCAAGGAGGCGUUGCAUCACCUAUUCCGGGCAGCUGAGAGGCGCAUCCCAAAGAUUCGUAUCCAGACAAGGCAGGCGGCUGCUUUGACUGGGAUGAGGAUUGUGGUGGCCAUUGAUUCUUGGCCGAGGAAUUCGCGAUACCCCCAGGGUCACUUUGUGAGAAAACUUGGAGAAAUUGGUGACAAAGACACGGAAAACGAAGUACUGCUCCUCGAGCACGAUAUACCUCAUUCAGAUUUCUCCGAGGCUGUCAAGAGCUUCCUUCCGAAGCUGCCUUGGGUGAUCAGUGAUGAGGAGAGAGAGAAGCGUCUGGAUCUUCGUGACUUGUAUAUUUGUAGCGUAGAUCCUCCCGGGUGCACAGAUAUUGAUGAUGCCCUUCAUUGUCGAGAGUUGGAAAAUGGCAACUUUGAGGUUGGUGUUCAUAUCGCUGACGUGUCACACUUCAUCCGACCAGGGAAUGCGAUGGAUCAAGAGGCCAUGAGCAGAGGCACCACUGUGUAUCUUUGUGAUAAGAGAAUUGAUAUGGUACCGGAGUUGCUGAGUUCAAAUCUUUGUUCACUCAGAUGUGAUGGUGAGAGAUUUGCCUUUUCCACCAUCUGGGAGAUGACGCCUGAUGCAGACAUUGUUAAUGUCAAGUUUGCCAAAAGUGUGAUUCACUCCAAGGCGUCACUGACGUAUGCUGAAGCCCAGUUACUCAUUGAUGAUGAGAGGAAGAAGGACCCCCUGACUUGCGGUCUCAGAGGCCUCAACCGACUUGCUAAGGUGCUCAAGAGGAAACGAAUUGAAAACGGUGCCUUGACGCUAGCCUCUCCCGAGAUCAGGUUUGAGGUGGACAGUGAAACCCAUGAUCCUAUUGAUGUACAAGCUAAGCAACUGAGGGAUACCAAUUCCAUGGUGGAGGAGUUCAUGUUGUUAGCCAACAUCUCAACGGCCGAGAAGACGUUGGCAGAAUUUCCUGAUUGUGCCAUCCUGCGACGCCAUCCAGCACCACCAAUAUCAAACUUUGAACCAGUUAUCAAAGCUGCCGCGUUGAAGGGCUUCACCUUGAAAUGUGAAACCGGGAAAGAACUGGCCGAUUCCUUGAACGCUGCAAACAUUCCCGACAAUCCAUACUUCAACACGCUACUGCGAAUAAUGACCACGCGGUGUAUGAUGCAGGCUGUGUAUUUCAGCAGCGGGAUGCUGACCAGGGAGGAGUAUGGCCAUUACGGUCUGGCAACGCCUAUCUAUACCCAUUUUACAUCACCAAUUCGAAGGUAUUCCGACAUCAUAGUUCAUCGUCUGCUUGCUGUUGCUAUUGGUGCUGAUUCGUCCUAUCCUGAUCUGUUGGACAAACGCAAGACGCAGACCUGCUGUAAUAAUUUGAAUUAUCGUCACAAGAUGGCGCAGUAUGCUGGCAGAGCUUCGACAGGGCUUCACACACAGCUGUUCUUCAAGAAGAGAGUGCAAGAUGAGGAGGCCUAUAUUCUGUUUGUGAGAAAGAAUGCCAUACAAAUUAUCAUUCCAAAAUAUGGCUUAGAAGGCACCAUAUUCUUGGACCAGUGUAAAGUGCCUUUCGUUUACAAUGAAGAUGAGGCUUGUCAGACGGCAACCAAUGGUGUCAAACUUCAAGUGUUUGAUCCAGUCACAGUUCAAGUCAGUAUUGACAGGCAGAAUGUCCAACAUCAGAAGCUAUGCAGCAAGCUCGUAAAACCAGAGAUUCCCGGCCUUAGUGUUCCACCAGUGAGUGAAAAGUCCAGUGAGGAUGAACCUCCCACAAAAAAGCAGAAGAUCUAACAUGUCUCAUGUAGGUUCCGUUGUUAGGCACAUGAAAUGUUUUUCAUGGAUGCGAGAGACAAUUACACGUAGCUCUGUAUCGAGAGACUCUUUGAGAAUAUUAGAGAAAGUGUUUGUGAAUUGUUCUGUCAAUACAUAUUAUUGAUAAGUGCAAAAUUAUGUUAAUUAAGGAAGUUAAUAAAGUAUA